AUGGUCUGCAGCCGGAGAAGCUCCAGCACGGUCCACCUUUCACCCCUCAUCUGCUCCGGGGGCCCGGGAGAGGCCCCUGUGAGCUGGGACCACUCUGCCACUGGUAUUACCCGUGUGCCCGGACCAUGCGGCGUGAGGGGUGCAGAGCUCGCCGUGUGUGGGGGACAGAGCUCGCCGUGUGUGGGGGACAGAGCUCGCCGUGUGUGGGGGACAGAGCUCGCCGUGUGUGGGGGGCAGAGCUCGCAGACGGCCCAGGUCACCGAGGCGACAGGGUGA
Molecule: messenger RNA, 276 nt
Organism: Knipowitschia caucasica
Lineage: Eukaryota; Metazoa; Chordata; Actinopteri; Gobiiformes; Gobiidae
Source: the annotation of a GenBank genome assembly